UUCUGUUUAUCACAUUUCUUAAAUAAGCUGAUAAUGGAAAUAAUUAAGUAUCAUUCCUAGUCAGUUUAGCAAAUUAAUUUCCUUUAAAUUUUUUUCUUAAUAAUCACAGAAAAUAGUAGUAGAAAGCUAUUUUUUUUCUGUAGAGUGUUCUUUGUGCCAUAUCCUUUUUAUCAUUACAAUGGACAAAUAAGAAAUUAACUAAACAUAAUUUGUUUUUGUAUCUACCUGUCAACAUACACCAGGCAGACCAUAAAUAAUUAUAAGCUUGUUUUUGCUUACUGAGGUAGUUCCUGUCAACAUUUUUGUUGCUUCUGUUCUGUAGAAAAUUGCUUUCUGCCAGUUAGUUAUUGUUCUAAUAGACAUCCUUUGUAUAGGAUUACAAGGCCAGCUGUUGUGUCAGAUGUAUGGUCUCAAUAGGUUCUGUCCAUUAUACCUGCUGCUAAGCUCUCCUGAUCAUAAAAUGUGGAAGUAAAUUAAUUGUCUGUUAGACUAUAUUGGUGUGAUGUCUAUAUACAUUGCUUUGUCUUACUGAAAUAAAUCAAAGUACUAAUUAUGUUAUUUUCUGUUCUUUCCCCAGGAAGCUAUUGAUUGCCUAGAAAUUAAAAGAGGGUGUGAGAAGUCUGAUCAAGGUGGAAAUUUGUUUUCCAAGAGCCUUUUCACAACUGCCUUUUGCAGAAUCUUCAGACAGUCCCAUUUGUGCCAUGUUUUGUGGCUCUCACCGUAAGAGGAAUUUGUCUUGAUGAAGAUUCCUAACAUUGGUAAUGUGAUGAAUAAAUUUGAGAUCCUUGGGGUUGUAGGUGAAGGAGCCUAUGGCGUUGUACUUAAAUGCAGACACAAGGAGACACAUGAAAUUGUGGCUAUCAAGAAAUUCAAAGACAGUGAAGAAAAUGAAGAAGUCAAAGAAACCACUUUACGAGAGCUUAAAAUGCUUCGCACUUUGAAACAGGAGAACAUUGUGGAGCUGAAGGAAGCCUUCAGAAGAAGAGGAAAACUCUACUUAGUUUUUGAAUAUGUGGAAAAAAAUAUGCUUGAAUUGCUAGAAGAAAUGCCAAAUGGAGUUCCACCAGAAAAAGUGAAAAGCUACAUCUACCAGCUAAUUAAAGCAAUUCAUUGGUGCCAUAAGAAUGAUAUUGUUCAUAGAGAUAUCAAGCCAGAGAAUCUCUUAAUAAGCCACAAUGAUGUUCUGAAGUUGUGUGACUUCGGCUUUGCUCGUAAUCUCUCUGAAGGAAGCAAUGCUAACUAUACAGAAUACGUGGCUACCAGAUGGUACCGCUCACCUGAGCUCUUGCUUGGAGCCCCUUAUGGCAAGGCUGUGGAUAUGUGGUCUGUGGGCUGUAUCCUGGGGGAGCUGAGUGACGGGCAGCCCUUGUUCCCUGGCGAGAGUGAGAUUGACCAGCUCUUCACCAUUCAGAAGGUGCUGGGCCCUCUGCCAGCCGAGCAGAUGAAGCUCUUCUACAGCAACCCACGCUUCCAUGGCUUGAGGUUUCCAGCAGUCAAUCAUCCACAGUCUUUAGAAAGAAGAUACUUGGGAAUUUUAAGCGGUGUACUGCUUGAUCUUAUGAAGAACUUACUGAAGUUAGAUCCAGCAGAUAGAUAUUUGACAGAACAAUGUUUGAACCACCCUUCGUUUCAAACCCAAAGACUCCUGGAUCGCUGUGGAAGUUCACCUUCACGGUCAGCGAAGAGAAAACCUUACCAUGCAGACAGCAACACUUUAUCUAACAGAAAUCAAGCCAGCAAAAGUUCUGCUUUGCAGUCACACCACAGAUCAAACAGCAAGGAUAUGCAGACACUAGGGGCUGGCGGGCCAAGAGAAGAGGGGCUUCCAGCAAAUGAAAGCUUUUUAAAUGGAAACCUUCCUGGACCUGCACCUAGUCCAAUGCAUGCAAAAAAACCAAGCAACACACCUGGAUCUGGCAACAAGGAUAUAGCCAAUAAUAACAUGCCACAUCUCCUCAGCCCGAAGGAACCAAAGGGAAAAACAGAGUUUGAUUUUAAUGUGGACACCAAAAGCUCUGAUGGUUCAGGCACAAAGUACCUGAAGUCAAACACCAGAUCUCAGCAGAACCGGCAUUCCUUUAUGGAAACUUCUCAAAGCAAAACCGGGACGCUGCAGCCCGGCGACAAGCACAGUCGCCACAGCUACAUCGAUACCAUCCCACAGUCUUCUAAGAGUCCCUCCUAUCGGACAAAGUCCAAGAGCCAUGGAGUUCUGACAGACUCAAAAUCCGUGGGCAACCUUUCUGAGGCCAGGGCCCAAGCUGCAGAGCCAAACACCAGUAGGUAUUUUCCAUCCAGCUGUAUGGACUUGAACUCUCCUACCAGUCCAAGUGCUCCCCGGCACAGUGAUAACAGAACUAUGCUCAGUCCGUCCGCCAGGAAUAACCGCAGCGAGGGCACCCUGGACACCCGAAGACCUCCAACAAGACACUCCAAAACAAUGGAGGAGUUAAAACUGCCAGAUCACAUGGAUGGAAGCCAUUCCCACUCUCUAUCUGCUCCACAUGAAUCUUUUUCCUAUGGUCUAGGUUAUACCAGCCCUUUUUCUUCACAGCAGCGCCCUCAUAGACACUCGAUGUAUGUGAGCCGGGACAGAGUGAGGUCAAAGGGCUCAGAGGGUGGCUUAAGCGUAGGGCAAGGGAUGGCAGCCAGAGCAAACAGCCUGCAACUGUUAUCUCCACAGGUGCAGCAUAAGUCACUCACAAGGUCUGUUGGCUCAUCACGAGAAGACUGUACAGAAGAUUCUAAUAGGGGUGGAGCAUAUCAUGAUCCACACACAGAAGAUGGAGCAUCUACUAAGGAGAAUAGAAUUCUGUAUAAUGACCCUGUUCCGAGAAGAGUUGGCAGCUUUUACAGAGUUCCAUCUCCGCGUCCAGAGAGCACCUACAUAGAAAACAAUGUGUCCAACAGAGCCUCGGUGUUACCAGCAGACAGCACCACGGUGACAAACCACCCCAAGAGACAAACCACCUUUGACACCUGGAAAAGUCCUGAAAACCUUAACAGUCACUCAGAACAGCUCAAGGAGAAAGAAAAGCAAGGUUUUUUCAGGGCAAUAAAAAAGAAAAAGAAGAAAUCUCAAAAUACAGACUCAACCAACGGCGAGAAUCCAAGCAUCAAGAAAUCCCUCUUUCCUCUUUUUAAUUCAAAGAAUAAUUUAAAGCAUAGUUCUUCUUUGAAAAAACUUCCUGUAGUCACUCUACCAAUGAUGCCUAACACUGAAGGUCAGGAUCUCUUGGCAUUACAGAAAGCCAUUCAUUCUUCCAAUCACCAGAGCAGCAGGCAGAAGGAUUGGCAUCCUGAGAAGAUGACAGAAAUCCAGCCUCAUAGCCAGCCAUUAAAAUCUCUUCGGAAGCUCUUGCACCUCUCCUCAAACCAUCCUGUCGCCGCUGAGCCUCGCUUCCAGCCCUUACCCAGCCAGCCAGCCAAAGCUUCUUUUCCCGAAGUGCGGAUCCAUGCCAUGAGCCAAAGCUCCAGCAGCGGCAGCAGCAGCGUGCGGCCGGAGCCGCAGCCCAAGAGCCGGCCGGGGCUGCAGAUGCCGGGCCAGCUGGAGCCCACCUGGCACGUGUCCCCCGUCAGCAGGAGCGUCAGCGACGGGCCCCCCUACUCGGAGCAGCUGCCUCCCAAGAGCGGACAGAACGGGCACACCUACGGCCGAGCAAACCGCUCGCGAAUGCCAAACCUGAACGAUCUCAAAGAGACAGCCUUGUAACUGCGCUCCAGCAAACAGCCCGCUGUGGGGGGAGAGCAGCCUAGGGAGCGGUGGUGGUUCUGGUGAUGGUAAGACUGCAUUUCCAGCUUUCUAAAGGUGUGCAAUAUGUACAGGUGGAGCUAUGCUGUUCGGCACCACGAGAGAGUCAGGGAUUAUACAGGAACACAAGUGGAACUAUGAAUUACCAGUCAUCAGAAAUGUCACUGGAUGCCAGGCAGAGUGUGCCCGUCAGGGAGAAAAAUGCAUUGUCAUUUUCUCUCAUUUACAUUCCAGCUUAGUGCACAUCUCUGUCUGAAAGCUGGGAGACUUCUGGUAUGUAUUGGCACUUAAAAGGGUGAAAACAUUGUCUAGACCUAUGCCCUUACUACAUUUUUUGCUGCCUAGUUAAAACAGUGGGGUUUAUGUGAUAAAAGUGUAUUCCCGUUAAGGGUUUAAAGUUAAAUUGUAUGUCUUAAAUUUGUUUUUUAAACUUCCAUAUUUGAUAGGAUUUGUAAUAUUUAUUUAUGAUGACCUAAUAUCGUACUGUUAUAAUCAUAUCUUUUAUGUUAUAAUGUAAAGUUAUUUUGAGCUGUUUGAAACAUUGUGAAGCAGUGCAACAGCUACAGUAGUUUCUAUAAAAAACUAACAGUAACAUUUAUAUAUUGCAUCAGGAGUAUUUUAUUCUAUAUAAAAAUAUAUAUAUAAAUGGAAAAUAACUGUCUGUUUUUUAAAUAUACUCAUUUAAAAGAAAAGUAUUGUUAUGACACUAUCUGCCAUAUUUUUUAUACAUUUGUGAUAUAAAGUGCAGUAUUAUACUUCUAAUAAAAGGAAGUUGAAUGUGGAUAUAAACGUGACUGUAACAGUAUGAAUCUUGCUUGGCUAUGAGAUCCCAGUAUUGUAGGCAUUACAGGUAACAAACAAAAGACAACAUUUGAUUCCAAGCUUUAUUAUGGGAUAUUUGGUUGGAAAUAUUGGCUAAAUGUAAGAGACUGCAGAACUGUACAGUAAUCUAAAUGUGGUAUGUUCUCCCCUGUCUCCUUAGCUUUCCUAGUAAUAUUAAUGGGAUUUCUGCAUCAAGAGCACAGAGCCCCAGUACCAAAUUUUUGUUUCUUCCAGAGAGAUAAAGUGCCCCAUGACUACAAGCAAAAGCAGGUGCUCUUCCACUUAAUAGCAGGGGUGAAAACCAAAGACACAGCAUGAAUUGCAAGUGAAAUGCAAAACUUCGACACUUAAGCAUAGCAUGGCACUGCAGAUCAUGAUAUAAGCUUUUUAUGCAUAUGUGUAUUUUACAUCUCUAGCAAUCUAUUAACUAAUAAGAUAAACACUGUAUUAGAAUUCAAACUACUCUUGCACUUUUUAUUGUAUUUCAGGAUGUAUUUAAAGCUACAAUUCUGAUAUUUGGAUAUUGAGGGAGAAGGUUGCCAUGCAACUUGAUUUCUCCUUAGGUCUUACUGUCCAAAUAUUCCCAUACCCAGUUCAGCUACCAGUCUCAGCAAAAUACUAGAUCUUGGGUUCCAGUCUCCUGUACAACAUAGUUAAAACUGCCUUUGCCUUGGUGAAUGUCAAGUGUAGCAAAUACACAAGUAAAUCAAAGGUGAGCCAGUAGGGGUCAAAAGAGUUAUGCCAGUCUAAACUUUGUGCAAUAAGAGGAGAGCCAGGCCUGUAGUGUCAGAACAAUACAAUCUUUCCUUUUUAAACACAUUAGUUCUAGUCCCUCAUUACUCUGCAGCAUAGUUUGUUUUCUAGAUGCUGUCCUCAUAAGACACCUGUACUUACAAAUACAAUGUCUUUUUCCAAAAAGAGAUUAACCUGAAUGUAAAUUGGAUGAUUUAGCCAUAGAUGUAGUUAACAGAAGCAGCCAGGCAGUAAAAGCUGAACUUUUGACUUGGAUAGCAAUGCAAACUGGACAUGCUGUUCAGUACCUCGAGUCAUACCAAAGUUUUAACAACAGCAAAUUCGGCACCACUACUAUAAGAAUUGUUGUUAGAAAGAACAGUGUGGAAGGAUGUUAUAUCAGUUUUGUCCAGGACUAAAAAUAAGUCUACUAAAUUUGAAAAAUUACAGAAUAGGAAUUCUUCCUUUGUCAAUUGCCUGCAAGAAAUGUGCAUGUGAUUUUUCUAUAGAUAGAUAUGAUAUAUAAUAUCUCUCUAUAUAUGAUAUAUACUGUAUUGGUAUAUCAUAUAUAUAGCAUAUAUAAAUAGACAUGAAAGGGUAUUCAGUUUUUUUCUAAGUUCAGUGGGCAUCCAGGAAAGAUAUUGUGGUAUUUAUUUGUCAUCACUGUCAGAGUUUAGCAGCUUAUUUUAGCAGUCUCUGUUAGAUUCGUUGCUUGGUCUCAGCUACAUGAGCCCUGUUAGCCCUGCUUUGAAACGGGCUGUUGCCACUGAAAUCCUUCACCCUGAGAGAGUGGGGCUCUAAGCAGUGCAGUUUGAAUGUCUCUUUUAGGACAACAGAGCUGAUGAAGGGCCUGGAGCACAAGUCUCGUGAGAGUGUCUGAGGGAGCUGGGGUUGUUUAGUCUGGAAAAAGGAAUCUCAGGAGGGACCUCAUUGCUCUCUACAACCACCUGAAAGGAGGGUGUAGCCAGGUGGGGGUCAGCUUCUUCUCCCAUGUCUUAAGUGAAAGGAUGUGCCAGGAGAGGUUCAAAUUAAAUAUUAGAGGAAAAAAGAUCACUGAAAGAAUGUUCAGGCAUUUGAAUAAGUUGUCCGAGGACAUGGUGCAGUCACCGGCUCUGAGAGUGUUUGAGAGGCAUCUGGAUAUGGCACUUGGGGAUGUGGUGUAGGGGUGACUGGGGUGGUUGAUGGUUGGUCUGGACGAUCCUAAAGGUUUCUUCCAACCUUGAUGAUUCUGCAUUCAGUCUCACAGGGAAUCUUCAGUCUAGACUCUCCUGUGCUUUGUGGAUAUGUGUCCUUUGGCCUCUGCAAGGUUUUUAGCUUGCUGGGAAGAUCUUCAUGCUGGGGAUGAUGAUACUGGGCAAUAUGUGGUUGUUAUGAUUUCUAGCAAGGAAAAAUGUUUCAAAAGGAUUUUUUUCUCUGAAUCCAUUAAGUUAAAUCAGGGUAAUCCCUGACUGUACAUAUAGCUGUUUAAAGUAGUUAGCAAAUCUUCAAAGGUGACCCGAGGAAUGUUUGAGUAUUUGGUGGCCCAUAUUUACAGAAACUUGUUUCUACUUCAUACUGCAUUUUCCUCUUGAACUCAACAAACUGUAGUAGCUUUCAGUUGAAUACUAAAUUGUGUUGAAUGUAUGUAGUAUUUUCUUUCUCCUGUUGGAAAGAAAUUCCAGCAGCUCGGCCAGCUGGUGCUGGGAUGACUUGUGUAUUUUUAACUUGGUCUAUCUUCCCAAUAUUUAGAAUAUGGCUAAUGUGAUUUUGUCGAGGUUUUCAAAGGAGUCUUAUUAUAGUGACUGAGAUUUUCUGACUUAAUAAAGAGGAAGAGAAUUACAGAGAAAACUAUUUUGUAAGUGUGAGCUUUCCUUUUCACUGGUCUGUGAGUCCUGUACUACAUGCUCUAUAGAUUUAUUUAGUAUAAAGGAUCCUAGUUAAAAUCCAUUUUAUUCUUUGGCAAUCUUUUGCCUUAUGGCAUCACUGAUGAUGUGAAUAGAAAGAGAAACUAAGUUUCAGAAAUUACUUGUACUCAUUUUGCAGAACUCAAGCUGUCUAAACUUGCCUAUAUGUUUUUGUUACAGAUCUUGAGCUUUUUUAACUGAAAAAAAAGCACCUUAAGCUCAUCCUAAGUGUAAGUGUCUAAGCUGUCGUUUUAAACUGCCAUGCAAAUAUAUUAACCUAGAACAACAUCUAUGAUCAACAGACCUGGCCACAGAGAGCAGUCCCUUUGACCUAUUUAACACUUCUUGCUCCAUUUAUUGCAGUACAAGCUUCGUUGCCCCCCUGAGAGGUUGCUGGGAGAGCACUGGGCAGAGUUCUUGGCAGGAAGUCAAUGAUUCCAGAUUCGUCUCUUAAAACAUUCCCCAAACACAACUUUUAGAUCAAUUUUAAAGCAGGCUUCAAACUUCUAAGUGCAUGAUACAUCCUUAGGUUGUCAUUUGGCUUGUCACCUUCCUCUCUACCACACCAGCUUGUUUCUGGGACCAGGGCUGGAGUGACUCUUCAGGAAGCAGUGGUCUGUGGUAGGCUCUUCACCUUCCUUGUCAUUACUGUUAGAUCUCUUAGGAGAUGAAUGUCACUUGUUUAAAAAGCUACAUACCAACCUUUUCUUUUUUUCUUCAAAAGCUGAUGAGGUGUUAACUGAGUAGACGCCUGGGUUCACCCAAAAAAAGCUAUGUAUUCUCAACAAUUCUGUAGAUCUCCCUAUAAGAACACAGGUAACCUAUUGGAAUAUAGAUUAUACAGCCCUGUAAGCACAGUUGUGAUGUAGAUAGCUAAGGCAAAACCUGGCCACUUUAAAGAGGAGCUCUAAAAGUAUUAGGAGUUUUAUUCAUGCUUCAUUUUUUUUGUUGUCUUGUAACGAUUUGAUAUUGAGACAUGCUUCAGAAUACUUGCAUGUAACUAAUUCUGUAUGUGUUGAUCACUGUCAGAGUAGAACUGGGAGAAUAUUUGCAUCCCAGUCACACAAAGAGUUUUAGAAGGAUAGCCAUAUAUGAUAUACUACAAAUUGUGGGGUGGCAAUGAAUGUUUAUAUUUUCCAUUCCUGCUAGCAUACAUACAUCUGUUAAUAGGGUAAUAUCACAAACCAUGCAUCUAGGCUGUUGUUCAUGUUAAUAGGCCCACCAUUUGAAACAGGAGUGCCACAGAAGAUGGUUGGAAAGGUGAUGUGCCCUAUGUAACCAUUUUUGAAUAACUUUCAAAUCAGGACACUAUUUAAGAACAGGUGCCUUUCCCUACACAGCUCUUUUAGUGGUAUGAUAUUAACUGGGUUUGUAGUGAAUGAGGAAAAAAGCCAUUUAACUUCUGGCCUUUUUUUAAAAGGGGGUGAUUUGAGUAAACCCUUCGAAUAUAAAAAGCUUGGAAGUUCUAGGUGUUGGCACCUUUUUCAAAUGGUUAAGCAGCAGCAGUGCAUUAAUCAUCAAGCAAGUGAAGGUUUGUGCUGUACUGAAUGUUGUACUAAAACAGAAGAUUCCUCAUUUUGCAAUCACAAAGCAAAUUUCAUUAAAAUUAGCAAAGCAGAUUUUAUAGGAGAUCCUCUUUUGAUUGUAAGAAAAAAAGAUGUGUGAGGUCAUCUGUUCUCUCAGUAGACUUUUUAACAGCUACUACAUGAGACAGCAUGGUAAAUCUGAUGGAUUCGAUCUGAAUUUUACUUGUUCUGAGUUCUGCUUUGAUACAGAUUUGUGACCUUGUAUGCAGCCAGUUGUUUGAUGCAAAGGCUGGGGUUUGACCUACUCAGUGGAAGAUGCAUACAAAGUGUGAGAGGACUGGCCCCACUAUGUUUGGAUGCUUUCAUUCCACCAAAUCAGAUUGCUUCUCAGGCUCAUUUAGAACAUAACAAAAUAUGCAGCUGGGCAGAAGUGACUCUUGAAACAUGGCCCAAGAGCCUGAACAUGGAAUUUGUAUCUUAGCCUAAGAAUGAUGACACAUCUCUUGUCUUCUCUGCAAGUCAAUCUACCUCCUCUCUCUUGCAGAAUGUGAUUGAGGUUGGGUUUCUUUAUUCUGAGCUUAUUAUUGACUCCAAAUUUUGAAAAGACAUCUAAAAAGAUUGUUCCUCCAGGUACUGUUAGCAACCAUGUAAUAAAAUAUUGUUGGGCCUUCAUCUGAAAUACUUCUGAAACCUCCAAGCCAUCUGAGCUCUCCCUCUAGAAUCCCAAUACCAUCCUUUGCACUGCUUUGCAGGUCUUCCCUUGGCCUUCCCCUCGUGGUUCUCAAAUAUUGCAGUUGCCUUGUUCUUUGUUGUUUCUCUAGUGCAGAUUUUCAGGGAGUUAGAGGCCUUAUCUACUACUCCACCCUGUUUGCUGUUUUACUCAAACAGCUAUCCUUAGACUUGCUCAGGAUUUCCUUCAUUUUAAUUUUCCAUUUCAUCUGGGUGAGAUACCUUACCUCAUUGUGCCCCCACCAGAACACGCUGCCUACCAGGCUUUUCGUUCCACCAGGUCUCUGUUUUCACAGGGCAUUGUUUCUCUGGAUCUGUUCUGAGAAAUGCAAGGUGGCAUCUUCAUUGUACAGACGUGGAAAUGCGUUGUGAAGUAGCUGCUGUUGUAGAGCUUUCCUUAGCAUAAAGAUAAAGCAUGUUCAUAGCACAAGGUGGAAGCCGCUGUUCAAUUUUCCUAUGGGAUAUGAACCUCUUGGUGUAAACUCCUGACAUGUAAAUCCAGUGGCAGAGCUUUUAACUCUUUAGUUACAAGGCAAAACAUUAAGCAUAGGGAACUGUCUCGACUUUUCUUUCUUUUUUUUUUUUUUUUUGCUAAUGCGCAUCUUAGACUCAUACUACUGAAGGAUAUGACUAAUUGAAAGAAGUAACUUUAUGUUUGGGUUAUAUGGAACAAUAAGCUAAAAUCGUCCCAGAAACCAUAAUUUUGUUGGAAAUUCUAUCAGGCUUUUUAAAAUCUGGUUAAUCUGUAAGGAAUUCCAGGACUGCUUAGGUCUCCACUGUGGAAUGUUUAAUUUUAAAUUUGUGUCAUUUGGAAGAGAGAAGGAAAAAUGAAGUUUAGGAAUUUUUUUUUUUCACUAUCUGCCAGUGCAGAUUAACAGGCUGGGGAGGCAGCUUUCAAAACUUCUAAAUUUAUGGAUAAGAUUCCCUGAUGUUUUUUAACAGCUACUAGAAAUCUAAAGCGCACAAACUUUUAAAUCUACCGUGCUUUCUGUUGUGGAAGGGAUAUGUUGUGGUGUUAGCCUUUUUAAUCCUGGAAUACAAAUUGAUUUUAAAAUGUGUUGAAUAUGUAGGGAUGACUUCAUGCAAGUUAAUAAACCAUUUGUAAAGUGUUUGUAUACAACCCUUUGUAUCAUGUUGUUGGUACACCUUACCAAAUUUUUUUUGAGCAUGUAUUCCAUUCUUUACUUCUGUACAAUUUCUAUUGUUGCUGUAAAUAUUCUAAAAGAGAAAAAAAAAUCCUGUGGUAACCUUAAUUAUCAGCAUGGAAAUGGUUAAUUUUUACUGAGCACAAUGUAUUUUUGAAUGGGCCUUCCAAAAUAUGUCUUUAAUAAAAAUGCAAAUUUUGCACUAGAA
Messenger RNA from Sturnus vulgaris (Common starling), 10796 nucleotides. NCBI's taxonomy places the organism in Eukaryota, Metazoa, Chordata, Aves, Passeriformes, Sturnidae. The record is from RefSeq and is a predicted model, not a curated record.